CCUAGCGAGCCCAAGAAAGCGUCUACUUCACCUCCUCCACUUCUCCCUCCUCACUCCUCUCUCACACCACUCCCCAUUACUUCAUCUCCUCCGAUCCUUUCCUCCCCAAGAACCCGCCAUGGCCCUCCUCCGCCGCUUCGUCUCCUCCUCCCCUUCCACCUCCACCCUCCUCCGCUCCGUCUCCCACUGCCCCCGCUUCUUCUCCUCCGCCUCCGAGGACCAAACCCUAAUUAUCGAGACGAGCGUCCCCUUCACGGGGCACAAGAUCGAGACCCCCUCGCGCUCCGUGGAGACCACCCCCAAGGAGCUCCUCUCCUUCUUCCGAGGCAUGUCCCUGAUGCGGCGCAUGGAGAUCGCCGCCGACUCCCUCUACAAGGCCAAGCUGAUCCGCGGCUUCUGCCACCUCUACGACGGCCAAGAGGCCGUCGCCGUGGGCAUGGAGGCCGCCAUCACCAAGAAGGACUCCAUCAUCACCGCCUACCGCGACCACUGCAUCUUCAUCGGCCGCGGCGGAACCCUCGUCGAGGCCUUCGCCGAGCUCAUGGGCCGCACCGCCGGGUGCUCUAAUGGUAAGGGCGGAUCCAUGCACUUCUACAAGAAGGACGCGCGGUUCUACGGAGGCCACGGGAUCGUUGGGGCGCAGAUUCCGUUAGGUUGCGGCUUGGCCUUCGCGCAGAAGUACUCCAAGGAGGACACAGUCAACUUCACGUUGUAUGGCGACGGGGCGGCGAACCAGGGGCAAUUGUUCGAGGCCCUCAACAUGUCGGCGCUUUGGGAUUUGCCCGUGAUUUUGGUUUGCGAGAACAAUCACUAUGGUAUGGGGACGGCGGAGUGGAAGGCGUCUAAGAGCCCGGCCUACUACAAACGUGGCGACUAUGUUCCUGGCCUGAAGGUUGAUGGCAUGGAUGCUCUUGCUGUGAAGCAAGCAUGCAGAUUUGCGAAACAACAUGCUCUUGCCAAUGGACCAAUUAUUCUCGAGAUGGAUACUUAUAGAUACCAUGGGCACUCUAUGUCAGAUCCAGGCAGCACAUACCGCACUCGAGAUGAAAUAUCUGGAAUAAGACAGGAGCGCGAUCCAAUUGAAAGGGUUAGAAAGCUGAUAUUGUCUCAUGACCUGGCUUCUGCUUCUGAGCUCAAGGAUAUGGAGAAAGAAAUCAGAAAAGAAGUAGAUGAUGCCAUUGCCAAGGCGAAGGAAAUCCCUAUGCCCGAUCCUUCUGAGCUCUUCACCAAUGUAUAUGUGAAAGGUUAUGGAGUAGAGUCAUUUGGUGCAGAUAGGAAAGAGGUGAGAGCUAUUCUCCCUUGAAAUCAGCUAGUCUUAUUCAUUGCUCUGUCUACUUGCCUUAGAAAGUCUUGCACGUGCUUAGGAAAUAAAGAUGGAAGGUGAAUAAUCCGUCGAAUCUCAGAUUUACAUCCCAUAAAAUGUUUUGUAUAGAAAUAUGUAUUUUGAGAUACAAGGGCUGUUCUUUGUUGCUGCUAUAUAAUUUGGCUGGAAUAUUGAUUUAGCUUAUUGACAGCCCUUACCUAUAGUUAUUUCUUGUGGCGUUUGAAUAUCCAUUUAUUUUGACACCAUAUGGUCCCUCUUUCGUAUUGCUUGUUCAUUGCUUCUUGCAAAGAAUAAGUUGUGUUCUUAGGCC
Ananas comosus (pineapple) is the source of this 1634-nucleotide messenger RNA. Its product is annotated as pyruvate dehydrogenase E1 component subunit alpha-1, mitochondrial-like. Gene Ontology annotation, biological process: pyruvate decarboxylation to acetyl-CoA. The record is from RefSeq and is a predicted model, not a curated record. NCBI's taxonomy places the organism in Eukaryota, Viridiplantae, Streptophyta, Magnoliopsida, Poales, Bromeliaceae. Gene Ontology annotation, cellular component: intracellular membrane-bounded organelle. The coding region runs from base 119 to 1303 and encodes 394 amino acids. Gene Ontology annotation, molecular function: pyruvate dehydrogenase (acetyl-transferring) activity. The transcript is spliced from 8 exons.